AAAAAGCGUGCAGCUGUGCACCGGGUUGUAGCGCGCGUAAAUUUUUGUAUGUGCCUUUGUAGCCAUUGUAACUUAACAAAAGUUUGUGAAAUUAUUGUUAGCUACGAAAAAUGGAUGAAACAGUAUUCUUUCCCUCACCUAACUGGUUCCAAGUAUCAGGUUUAGUAGUGAGCAACGAUGGUUGGCUAGCUUACGGCGGUCCAAGCAAAAGUCUUUGUGUCUUGAAACCCGUGCCAGCUGAUGGGAAUGGGGUAGUUGAAGGUGCCGAGCAAUAUACUGCACACGUCUUAAACCGAGCACAUCCGGACAAGAUUGUAAGUUUAGACAUCUCACCAGAAUGGCCGGAGAAGAAGCUGUUGCUGACAGGAAGCGCAAGUGGCUCUGUAAAGCAAUGGAGUUUAGAGGAUGCCAACGGUGGAAUCAAAUUCAAGUCCAAUCUUAGUCAUGACAUUCACACUCAUGAAAAAGAGGAAAUAAUUGGUGUAGCGUACAGCAAUGAGGUGUAUGCUGUAACUGUGGGCAGUUUCGGCAACAUUGUGAAAUGGGACCUAAACGCCAAUGUGGUGAAAACAUUCAAUAACAUGCUAAAGACGUUCAAGCCAACUUGCAUGGCCUGCUCCCACCACAUUACGUUAAAUGUGGCCAUUGGUACCAAGCAGGGAGUUCUUUUUGUGGUGGAUUUGACUGGUGCUGGCAGCCUUAUCUACAAAGUACGCAGUCAGGAUGACGAAAUCAUGAAUGUGAGCUGGUGUCCUCAAUAUGAAGUCCAAGUUGGGAAAUCCGUUGACGAAUCCCAAAGAACUGGCAUUGUUACUGAAAAACCUAGCAAGUUGAAGCCAAAGAAAGGGGCAACUCAAAAAGAGCCUCAGAAAUAUAGUGCCUCUGAGAGAAUGGAAAGAAUUAGACAGCAGGAGGACCUAGAAGAAAAAAAUACUUCUGGUAUCAAAAAAGAUCUUCCCCAAGAUAGUUUUGAAGAUUUUGUAGUUGUUCCUGAAGAUGACAUGUUUGAUAUUUAUAAAGAUCAUGAAGCAGAUGAAUUUGGUCAUAAAAAAUAUCAACCGGAGGAUAUAUUAGUAAAAAUCAAGGAACCCGAUGAGCAGAAUGAUUAUUUGACUGAAUGCUUGAAGCUUAAAGAUGCCAUACUAAAGAAAAAGAAUGAACCAGAGCCCUCAAUUGAGUCAUUAGUAGAGGCAUUGAAGAAAAGUGAUUUAAACAGUGAGAGUGGUCCAAAGGAAGAGGUUCCUAGUGGUAGUAAGGUUAUUAGUGAUUCUAGUCAUGAAGAAAUCAAUAGUAAAGAGGAGCAAGAGGAAUCUAGUUCCGUGUCUAGUGUCCACAUGCAUAAACAUUUGUUAGCAACAAUUGGGAAACAUGGUGGUGUCCGCAUCUGGUCAAAGACAGGCAAGCUCGUGGCCAGCUGCGCGUUGAGCGCCGGCAAGCAACAAGGCCGCUUCAGGAACUCCUGGGCCACGCUGGUUUGGUGCCAGCCUGAGCUGCUGCUCAUAGCUGAUGGGAAGAACCAGUUGUUGGAAUGCAAUCCAUUGAAGCCUGAUUGCAAGAACAAGCUUGUAACAAAGCUGAUUCACAACCUACACAAGCGCGGCUUACACUGCGUGGCCACCAACGCUUGUCGAGCGAACACCGCCUCGCCCGUCGCUUGGAGCGCGUCGCAGGACCGCUCGCUCGUCCGCUACAGCCUGCGCGACCGCUCCACCGCCGUGUACAACACGUGCGGGGGCUUCGUCUACAACGUGCAGUACUGCCCCUAUGACGUCAACAAGGUGGCGGUGAGCGUAGGCGACGGCGCCGUGCGCGUGUGGACGGCCGAAGAGUCUGAAGAAGCGGAGGGCAAGCUGUCGGCCGGCCGGGUCGUCACCUACUGGCAGCACGUGCAAGGCAAAGUGCUCACAGUAGCCUGGCAUCCUACCAAGGAGAACUUGCUGGCGUUUGGAACUGCUGAAUCUAGGGUGGGAUUGAUAGAGGCAGGAUCGGGCGAACGACCGGCGCGCACGCUUGGCUCGGGCCUGUCAGGCGGCGUGUAUGCGCUAGGCUGGGGCGCCGAACGCCUUUACGCAGCCGCGCGUCAGGAGCUCAGGGCCUACUGCACAGACCGCCCCGAUGAAUCGGGAACUCCAGUGCCGGUGUCAGUGGAAGGCGCCUCGUGGGGCGUGACGGCCGUGCGCGUGCGCGACGGGCUCAUGUGUGUCGGCAGCGACGCGGGCGGCGUGGCCUUGCUACGCGAAUUAGAAUCGACGCUGCUGGCGGCCACCUUCGUGGGCAGUAAAAUGAUCCACACCAUCGAAUGGCACCCGCAGCAGACGUCUUUCGCCAACGAGGAGUCUCCGCAUAAGAAUUUGAUCGCCGUGUGCUCACAGGACAAGGCGAACGCAGUCGUUAUAUUAGAGUAUAUCGAUAAGGAAGAAAACCAGCCGAAGUUGAUUGAAUUCAAGAGACUCAUAGGACACACGAACACUGUUUUGCAAGUGGCGUGGAGUCCGCAUUAUGAUAUGAGACUGUUGUCCACUUCGCACGAUGGCACCGUGAGGGUAUGGGACGUAACCUCGGGCACUUGCGUGUCGAUAUUCGGCGGGCACGGCGGCACGGCGCUGGGCGCGGCGUGGGCGGCGCCGGCCGCGCUCUCGCACCACGUGCUGUCCGGCGGCGCCGACUGCUGUCUGCGGCUGUGGGACGCGCGCCGACACACCGCCGAGGCUUACGCCGCGCUCUCGCACCACGUGCUGUCCGGCGGCGCCGACUGCUGUCUGCGGCUGUGGGACGCGCGCCGGCACACCGCCGAGGCUUACGCCGCGCUCUCGCACCACGUGCUGUCCGGCGGCGCCGACUGCUGUCUGCGGCUGUGGGACGCGCGCCGGCACACCGCCGAGGCUUACGCCGCGCUCUCGCACCACGUGCUGUCCGGCGGCGCCGACUGCUGUCUGCGGCUGUGGGACGCGCGCCGGCACACCGCCGAGGCUUACGCCGCGCUCUCGCACCACGUGCUGUCCGGCGGCGCCGACUGCUGUCUGCGGCUGUGGGACGCGCGCCGGCACACCGCCGAGGCUUACGCCGCGCUCUCGCACCACGUGCUGUCCGGCGGCGCCGACUGCUGUCUGCGGCUGUGGGACGCGCGCCGGCACACCGCCGAGGCUUACGCCGCGCUCUCGCACCACGUGCUGUCCGGCGGCGCCGACUGCUGUCUGCGGCUGUGGGACGCGCGCCGGCACACCGCCGAGGCUUACGCCGCGCUCUCGCACCACGUGCUGUCCGGCGGCGCCGACUGCUGUCUGCGGCUGUGGGACGCGCGCCGGCACACCGCCGAGGCUUACGCCGCGCUCUCGCACCACGUGCUGUCCGGCGGCGCCGACUGCUGUCUGCGGCUGUGGGACGCGCGCCGGCACACCGCCGAGGCUUACGUAGAAACGAAAGAAGAAGCGCCGAAGAAAGACAAGAAGAAAAAGAAAGACAAAAAGGAAAUCAAACCUGAAGCCGCGGCCGAAGAUUCCGAAACUGCAGACACCGAAAGCAACGGUGUAGCGGCCACCUUAGAAUCGAAAGUGAAGAUUUCCAAGAAGUUCCUGCUCCCAACCAUCACUAAACAGAUGCAAAAGCCAAAGACGAAGGGAGCCAAGAGGUUGCUCCACAAUUUCAUGGUAAAGAAGAAUUUGGAGACGGCUGUUGAGAAUACUGAGGAAUAUGAUCUCGAUUAUAUCAAGAUGUUCGGGAAUUCGAAGGAGGUUAAUGAAAUAUUCGAUAUGGAAAUGGAGCAUCACCUGCGCGUGGGCAAUACUGAAUCAUGGCUAGUGCUGUGCGUGCUGCGCGGACAUAUUGAUGCGGCGCUGCGCCUCGCCGCCGAGCGCGACCUGCUCUGUCCCUACCUGCUGAGCCUCGCGCCCGGCGUCUCUUCCAAGUACUGGAAAGACGCGUGUAAAUUGUAUUUGGCUCAAAUAGAUCGACUCGUCGCUAACGGCGAGGAAGAGAAAUUAGUCGUGAACAAGAACUACGGCGGGCCCGUGUACCGCAAGGUUCUGACGAUGCUGAGUCUGCAGGACGUAAUCGGUGCGGUGAAGACCCUCGUCGAGAAUAAACUGUACAAGGAGGCCUAUUUGCUGUGCCGGAUAAGAUAUAUGGACACAAUCGGAGAGGAAGUCCUGCAGUCAUGGGCCAAGAACUGCCUCCACUCUGGAGUGUUCGACAUGGCUGCUGUAUGCCACCUCGCCCUGGGCAACCUGCUGGAGGCGGCGACGUGCCUCAGCAAGUGCCCCCACACCGACAACCUGAGCCUCGCCGCGGAGCUCGCGCGCGCCGCCGGACAGACCAUCCUUGCUGACAACCUCAUAGGUAGGACGCUGAACACCCCUGGGUGUCCUGACGUGGCGACGGAACUCGACAAGAUGCUGCCUUCCAGGGCCGAGUUGUUCUUGCGAGAGGUGCAGAGCAUCGGAGGUGCUAACGGAGACAACGGGAAAGAUGAUAAUGAAUAGGUUUUUAAAAGUCGCGCGAUGCGUCUAGAACGCGAACCGCAUAUUGUACAGACAUCCUGGUGGCGAUACUGGCGGGUUACUCCUAUUAAGUUGUUUUCGGUGGUACACUGACAAUUUGGUAUAUCAACCUGGUGGGAAGGACCCGUACUGACGGAUUCCUGAAUAUGAUAUGUACUUGUAUAAAUUUAACUGUCCAUUCCUGUGUACUUCUGGCCUCCUGAGACCCAAAAGCUUUGCAAAAGUUUUGUUAUUGAAUUUGGAACUCUGUUAAUGAAUAACAGAGUAACAUAACCUGCGAUACACAAGAAAACUGAACUCUUUCAUGCAGAUACUUUCUGUGGCGUUGGCCUUGUGUCAAUACUUUAAGAUUUCGAUUCAGGCCCACCAACGCGGCAAAAAAAGAAGAAAAAAUAUUGUUCUGUUUUGGAACUCUGGUAUUCAUUGAAAGUUAUAAAUAGAUUUUUUGAAUAUGUAAACUUUCACCGGAUGGUACCGGGGGUCUUAGGAGUUUCUAGUUAUACUCUUUAUAAUAUAAAUUUGAACUCUGUGUUGCCCGUUGAAGCCUAGUGGCGCUGUGUACUGUUUCUUGUCGGAUUGUAUAUAAACAUCCAUAUCAUAAGUGUUAAUGCUCUAAAAUACCUAUGAGGUUUUUAUUUAUAAUUGUUUUUAUUAACGUACACAUGUAUAUGUAUGUUAAAAUAUUAAGGAGGAUUCAAUUUCCUAUUUUUUUAUCUACUUGUACUUUUUCAAACACACUUUUUUAUUGUUAAAUGUAUGAUCUUUAAGUAUUCAUGUCAUGUUAAACUAGGCUUGUGAUGUAUUGUUUAAGUUUAAUUGUGAAUAAAAUAAUGUCUGUUCUCA
Molecule: messenger RNA, 5339 nt
Organism: Leguminivora glycinivorella
Lineage: Eukaryota; Metazoa; Arthropoda; Insecta; Lepidoptera; Tortricidae
Exons: 27
Coding region: 111-4478 (1455 amino acids)
Molecular function (GO): protein binding
Source: RefSeq, a predicted model, not a curated record